UGUCUCUAGCUUGUUGGAGAAAUGGGGAAGCAAAUAAAAUCCAAGAAAACAGAGAACUUGGGUAAAGGGAAGGUCACUCCCGUCCAAAUUGCCUUCAUCGUCGACCGAUAUCUCUCCGACCACAACUACACCCAAACUCGUUCUACCUACCGAACCGAAGCCUCACAUCUCAUCGCCGAUUCUCCAGUUCAAGAGGCACCGAAGAGUUUGUUGAGUUUAGGGGCAAUGUUGGAUGAGUACAUUUGUUUGAAGGAGCAGAAGGUUAUGUUCGAUCAAGAAAAGUUCAAAUUGGAACAAGAGAAAUUUCAGGUCCAGACACUGUUGCGUGGUAUGCAAGAUGUGAUGAAUGCUUACAAUGCUGGCGGAAGCAGCAAUCCUCUGCCGCCUAGGGUUUCGAGUACGGCCCCAAAACCAUCUGCUAUGCUUCCCAAGAAUGACCAAACUGUUGGGUCCCCUGCAGGUCUGAUGUACAGCACUCCAGUUAUGAUGACUGCAUCUAGGCCCUCAUGCACUCGUAUGGAUCCUGCCAAUUUCUCCACUCCAGUGACAAAUCACCCAAUUUUGAAGAGACUAAAUGAUUCAAAAGAUGUUCCAUAUGCUCCUGUAACUGCGAAGAGACCUCGUGGUCACUUAAAAGGGAACCGGUUGCUUGCUAAAGGAACUGGCAUUCUUUCACAAUCAAGUAAUAUAGCCAAUAAUCAAGAAAAUGCUUUGCCAUUGUGUGCAGUCCAAUCAAUAUCCCGUGAUAAUGUACCUAAAGGUUCACCAGUUCAAGGAUCCAGUGUUGCCAAGUGUUUGUUCAACCAGCCUAGUCAAUCCCCUCCAACUAAUUCAUCUGGUCCUAAGACCCCUCCCCUUGAAACUUCCUCUCAAACUAACAAAUCUGUUUCUCCACUGGAAGUAAUUUCCGGUGCUACUUCCAGUAACAAUGUCAGUACCCCCCAGCAUGUUAUCUCCACUAAUUGCACCCAAAUCUCCUCGAAGGCAAUUAGGGUGAGCCCUGUCAAACAAAUAGCUUACCAUUCCAUUGAGAGAAAUCAUUGCAUUUCUUCAUCACCAGUCAAGACAAGCUUGAAGAGGAUUGGCAAGAGAGAUCAUGUAAAAGGAAAGCUAGAUUUUGAUGGUUCUGACAUGCCAAAAAACUCAGAAAACCCAUUUAAUGCUGGGGUUACAAUAUCUCAAUCCAAUGAAGAAGUGGAUAUUUUUGACUUUGAUUUGCCUAAUUUAGAUGCUUUGGGUGUGGAUUUUUCCCUCGCUGAGUUGUUGGUUGAUUUUGAUCUUGACGGUCAAGGAACUGAUUAUUCUUGCAAACCAGCCUUGGGUUCUCCUGACUCCAUUUCAGGGUCCCCAAACAAAUUAGGGGAUAUUGAAAUGGCGGCAAAUCAAGUUUUAUCUGAGUUUUCUUCAACUGCAACAGAAACUCUUUCAGAGAAAGACAUGAAUAUACAAGACCCAAAUUCUAUGACCUCUCCGAAGUCCAUAACAAAAUGCAUUAAGAUUUUAAGUCCUGUGAAAAAUCGAACAAGCUCUCCUCCAGAUCAGGAGAAUUUAUGUGCAAGAAACUGACUGGUUUAACAAUAAUGUUCCCUUUUAUGCUGACAUGGUACCAGUACAGUACUUACCAAUAGAAUUUACAAGUCUGUGUUAACAAUAAUGUUCAUGGUAUGGGUACAGUACACUACUUUACAUUAAUGUUUACAAGUAUGUUCAACGUUUUGAAAAAAUUGCCUGAACUAACAUUUGUUCACUAAUUUCCAUCAGAUUACCUAUUAGUUUCAUACCAGAAAAACUUUGUAUGGUGUCUGCCUGUCUGGUGGAAACUUAUACCUGUCAAAGCAUACUCAUCUGAUGACUUGUCUUUAAUGAAUUAAUAUUUCUGUUC
This is a messenger RNA of Cornus florida, 1882 nucleotides long. RefSeq lists its product as uncharacterized. Lineage: Eukaryota; Viridiplantae; Streptophyta; Magnoliopsida; Cornales; Cornaceae. The coding region runs from base 22 to 1566 and encodes 514 amino acids. The record is from RefSeq and is a predicted model, not a curated record. The transcript has 7 exons.